AUGAAAGACAGUAUUUUGAACGGAGAUUCCGCGGGAUUUCGUAAAAAAUCGCACUCUUUUAAGGCCAGCGAUCCAAGCUCCACGUUCGAUGAUGGACUGUUUGAAAAACUACAGGAGGUGCUUUCAGGAAUCGAUCUUAUCAAUGAAACGGCUUCCAACGAUUAUAGACCAAUUCUCGCUUUUUUCAGCAGCAGAUUCGCCCCACAGCUGACGCAGGCGUGGUCGUAUCACGCUCAGGUCAAUAACCAUGCCAAAUUUACCAAUUGCACCUCGAAGCUCGCACGGGCUUUGCGCGUGCUUGGGUCUGAUCCCAGCACUCUGGCGUGCGGCUCGUCGCUGAUCCGUACAAUCUUGCUCGAAAACGUCAAAGUGCUGUACCGCGGGCUCAACAACAUGAAGCCUGCAACCACGAACUCCGUUCUCCGUCUAAUGCGCGAAAUGGUCGCUUUCAACAGCGGAGAACAUGUAGACGACUUCCUCACAUAUUUCGAUUUGGCACUGCCCAGCGUGUUGCGCAUCCUGGCGCCUACAAGAGCCGAACUCGCGGAUUUGGAUCAUUGCAAGGCAAACCCUGAUUUGUCUAUGCGCUACAACUUCAUGAAUUUCUGGCUUACUCUGAUAGAAAACUCCAGCCCACUUUUACGGAAGGCUGUUCUGACGGAAAAUUCACGAAUUAUGAGCGGCUGGUUCAAGCAUAUGACAAAGGUAGACUCCGUGAAGCUUAUGAAGCAUUGUGUCAGCACAAUGUCAGAAAAGGUUUUGCGGGAAAGCUCGUUGAAAAAAGCCACCAAGUGCAAAAUUUUGAACGAGGCCUUUAUCAGUAGGCUACACCACUUCUACUACUCUGGCGAUGCCAGCUUGGUGAAAGCUGUCGAUCAGUUUUUUGAGCUAUAUUCGACGUCUGAAGAACACAGUGUGGCAUUUUCAGACGACAAGCUGUGGUUUUCAGAGCCAGUGUACGCCAAAUCAGCCUCCGGGUCAUUAAGCAACGGUGCAAUGGUCAUGAUUAACAACAAGAAAUUUUACCUUUACAACAAGAUACUCUACACGAUGUUGACUUUUUUCAAGCCUUGGGAAGAUGAAAGUCAGCUUAACAGGGUGAUCCAGGUUCUGCAGGCUCUUCCGGAAUUGGUCGCCCCUUACUGCUCAUACCUAGAAACCCUAGGUCAUCACGAGCCCAAAAUGACAUCCUAUUGGUUUGGGAUGACUCUUCUUCUCGGUCGUAUCAUAAAUCUGCCAAUUCCACAGAAAAUUCUGGACGUGCAGACUGACAAUAUACCUUUGCCGCCCAUUGUUUUGGAAUCCAUCGCACCAUGCCCAUUAACUAAAGCAGCACUAAGCAAGGCGCUGCAACACGAAGUACCUCUUAUCAAACAAAUGGGAUGUCAACUUCUCAUUUUUUGUUUCCAAAAACUCGAGCAUAUAUUUGAACUUUACGAAGACAAAGGAUGGAACUCUGCUAAAUCUGAACUGGUCGGUCGCUUAAAAUCAACUCUUCCCGAUCUCUCAGUAAUAGCGACGACACUGGACUUCGUUAGCCGGCAUAAGAGUGAAAAUAAAAUUCUCGCGGCAUCGGUAUCGCUGGUUCUCAAUCAUUACAGCAAGUUCUUUCCGUUAAGCUUUAAUUUAACACUACCCAGUGAUAAUAUUUACUCGAAGGUCAUCAAAUCAAAAUCGUUCUCAGGAUUAGACCUUGUCAUUCUCGACAGUUUUUUGCAGUUUCAGGAGCUCAACAAUUCUCAAGCUAAGUGGUACAACCCAACUGCCACCGAAAACUCUACUUUCACGACUCUCUUGAAGCUAGCUUCAUCGAGCAACGCCACUGCAUCAUUAACAAAUAAAGUUGCUUCACUACUAGACUCCCUUUUGAAGUUUACGGUGGUCUUCGAUGAGGCAUUGAUAGCGUCACCCAUUCUUGCAUUGAUUAAUAGUUUACAAGUCAUGGCAAGAAGCGAUCUCGAGGAUAAUAGUCUGAAAGAGGAGAGAAUAUGGAAAUUACUCGAUGAAACUAUUUCGAGGUGUAUGAAAACUCCUUAUAAAUACGUUGACAACUCAGCCGCCUACGGACAUUGUUCUCCAUUCUUGGUUGCUCUGACUGAGCAGUGGCACUUUAUGGAUCAUCGCGAUGAUUGCGAAAAGCCCCAGAAGUGGUUGAUCAUCUUUUUGAGAAGUGCCGCUUUCAUUGGCGAACCUUUAGAUGGAAUACGAGCGCUCCUUAAGUCUCUACCAUCGAUAUCUGAAUCUCUUUUGGACACUUUCUUUGAUUUUGAAAACUACGACAUGAGCUUGAACUCCCUGCGAGACACACAAAACCUGGUCAUCAACGAUGUGGACUUUUCCUUUUUUCAGCACAUUACGCUCACGCCAGCUUUAGACUUGGAUGCUGUAGCGAGAUAUCCUAUCAACAGGUUCGAUGUUGCUGGGCUAAUUCAAAGACUUCGCCUUUUAUUGAACGGUAAUAAUACCUCCAUCACACAUUCCAAAUUCUCAGCAAUUGUCGAUAAUCUUCUAGCGAAAGUAGCCAGUUACGCCUUGUCUCAGGCAGAGUUCAGAGUACAGUUUACCGAAGCACGCUUUUUUGGCAAGUUUAUGGUUAAUGAGAAAAUAGACCCAAGCAACUCGGUAGCUUGCGAGAGGUACGCCUAUGUGUCAAACACCAUAGCCGAUAUCUACUCACAGCUUAAUCAGAGCAUGCCUGACUUCCAGCAUUACAUCCAUAGUUUGUGGCUAACCUGUGCCAUAUCCUGGGAAAAGAAUGAUGCUCUUGCCUCUGUUUUACUGAAGGGACUUGCAUUUUUGUCGCCAAACCAACUUCAAGAAGUUCUUCAUUUGUUGCCCUCAGAUAGCCAAAAACUGCUACCUUACGUUGUUAAGGAACUCCUUCAUCAGAAAAUACAAAUAAACAAUGACCAGUUUAUGAAUUUACUUUCACAAGACUCUGCCCUGCUAAUUCCAGUGUUGCAAGCCUUCAUCAAAUUUCAAUUGAUUGAGGCACCUCGUUUUGCUGAAAUUAUACCUCUUGCUUUACGACUUACUUCCUACAAGCCGAUUAUCGAAGAAAUCCUGCAGUGCACGGAAGGCGUCAAUGUUUUAUCAGAAUUCGUUGACAAAAUAAAAGAUGAUGGGUUAGUCAUUAAAAUCGCUGCAUCAGUGACUUCUGCGAAUAGCAAACUUGAUCCAUCAUUCAUAGAAAAAGCUCUUUCAGUUGCAUUUGAAAAUUUGACAAGUCUCGAGGACACUGAUCUCGACGCAGCCAUCAAGCUCUUUGUGAGUCAUUUCAACGAAAUCCCAGAGCUCCGCAAGAACAAAAUUGUUGAGAUUAUAACCACUCGGUCUGGAAGUAGGUUUACUCCACAGGUGCCAAAUUUCAUUGCGCUUCAGAAGGUUGAAGGUGAUAAGAUUAUACGUUCCUGGAUGCAAAAGUGCGUGCUGUUCAUUACGAAGAAUAUUGUAGAGAAAUCACAGCCCACCGCGAGAUUUUCCGAGUUCCUAGCAAACUUCCUCAAGCUGCAUGAAAAGAUCAAUUUCUGGAAGCACGGUAUGACGUCCAGCCUCAAUUCUCAGAUUCAAGCUAUUGUGGGUGGCAAUUGGAUUUCUUACCUCGGGAUCUUGAAAUACUUGAAUGCCGUUCUACUAGGAGCAGAAAAAAGUCAAUUGAACACCAGCAGAAUGCUCCAGUUGCUGUUGAACAAUGAUCAAAUGUGCUUUAACAGCGGCUCGAAAGAUGCUCAUAUCCGCUUUUUGACGACCAGCUGCAUGUUCAUCCUUUUCAAUGUGGAUGCGGCUGGCUGUUCUAGCGUUAUUGUUCAAGAAAAACUCCUGCUAUGUUAUGGAGGUACAAUUUGUCCUUCCGAUAGGAUGAUACUCAACAUGCUAGAACAAAUCGAGUCAAAAACUAUUUCGUCCUGGACCAACAAUAUAUUUGCAUGGGACUAUCAAGAUGUUACAGAGGAUCAAGAGGAAAGCGGCGCUGCUGAUUACCAGAUGAUAGUGCAGGAAGCAGAAGGUUUUAUUAUAACAAUACAGCGCAAGCUUGUAAAGUUCACUGCUGAAAACUUUGCUGUGACGAUGCCCGCCCUUCCAAUCACGGAUUGCACAAACUCUUCUCAGAUCAAACAAGAUUUCAUUGAUUUAAAAGAAGAAACAGACCUACUCUACAGCGAAUCGCAGUACAAAAUAUAUGAUCCGAUGUUCUUGUUGCUAUCGAUGGUCAACAACGAAGAACUUUUCAAGAAUAACAGCGACGCUAAAAAUGGUAGUAAUGAGGUUUCUUUCUUUGAGAUGAAGAGAAUCAUUGAUUCCGGAUUAUUGGAACUUGUGCUUGUCUGUCUGAGCUUCAAUGGGGAAAUCGGUGAGAUUGCAUUGUUACUGGUUCACAAAAUGCUGGAGUCCUUGGACAUAGGAAAUUUCAAAGAUAAGCAAGCGUACAAACUCUUACUCAUGAAGAUUGCUUGCACGUUUCACUUGUACGAGAAAAAUGAUGCGGCAGAUACUGAUAAAGUCCCACCUUUGAUUUGGUCUACGGUGGCACGCGUUUCUACUGUGCUAAGUCAACCGUCGUCAUUUCUUUACGAAAGGGCAUACCGUUGGGUACUUUCCUCACCUUCGGUUAACUCCCGACACAUCCCGUUCUAUGACACUGUAGUUGCGAAGAAAGACGAUGACGGUGAGCACUACUACAAAUAUCUGCAUUGGUUUUUGGAGAGUAUUCUGCAAGGUUUGAAAACAGAUGAGGACCUACAUCUUCUGAGGUCAAGAAACGUUUUUGAGUGGGUUAUGAACUUGCUGAACUCGCCAUACAUCACUUUAAAACUGCGCGUUCUCGCAGUUUCAUUUUUAUACAAAUCUCAGAGAUUGGAAGGAGGAGGACCAACCUUACUCACGCGGUUCGCAGGCACAUCUUUCCUCGAGAGUAUGAAUAUUGGCACCGCGCAGCAGCUUGUUACCUCAAAUGACCAAUUAUCCACUAAUACCAAAAACAAACUGCAUCUAAUGCAGAACUUGGUCCUGCAACAAUCUCAAGUAAAUUAUUCUGAGUUGGGCGCCGGUUUCACUGCGAUCGCCAAAUCCCGCAAACGACUAGUCGAUUGGGUGGAAGGCGAUGGUGACAACUUCUUGAAACGCAUGUGUCUACCGGAAUAG
Molecule: messenger RNA, 5142 nt
Organism: Lachancea meyersii CBS 8951
Lineage: Eukaryota; Fungi; Ascomycota; Saccharomycetes; Saccharomycetales; Saccharomycetaceae
Source: the annotation of a GenBank genome assembly